Setaria italica (foxtail millet) is the source of this 438-nucleotide messenger RNA. Its product is annotated as vegetative cell wall protein gp1-like. The record is from RefSeq and is a predicted model, not a curated record. The coding region runs from base 1 to 438 and encodes 145 amino acids. The transcript has a single exon. Lineage: Eukaryota; Viridiplantae; Streptophyta; Magnoliopsida; Poales; Poaceae.
AUGCCGCGCACCCCCAUCGCCCCCAUCGCCGCCGUCUCCCCCGUCGCCCUCAGCGCUCGCACCCCCAUCACCCCCGUCGUCCCUGGCGCCGCCGCCCCCUCAUCCUCGUCGGACCGCCAUCGCCGCUGCCACCACCUCCCCAUCAUCAUCCCCAGCGCUGCCUCCUCCACCGUCGCACCGGCCGUCACCCUCCUCCACCAACGCCGCACCCAGCCUUCUCCACCGCCGCCGCACUUCCUCCACCGCCGCCGUCCCUCCUCCACCAUACUAGCGUCGCCCUCCUCCAACCGACCGUACCGAUGCCCGCCCAUCCUCCACACCGGUGUCACCCCUCCUCUAUCGGCACCGCACCCUCCACAACCAGCACCGCCCCUUCCACGACCGGCGCCGCGCGGCCACGGGUUCGUUUUUGCUGACGUAACCCCGCGGCCGUGCUGA